GGUUCUCAGGAGAGCCUCACUUCAGAGAAACAUGGAACUGAGCAGCCAGGAGAGGAGAGGCUUGGUGGGUUGCAGCCAGGAGAGGAGAGGCUUGGUGGGGUACAACUAGGAGAGGAGAGGAGAGGCUUGGUGGGUUGCAGCCAGGAUAGGAGAGGCUUGGUGGGGUACAACUAGGAGAGGAGAGGCUUGGUGGGGUACAACUAGGAGAGGAGAGGCUUGGUGGGGUGCAGCCAGGAGAGGAGAGGCUGGGUGGGGUGCAGCCAGGAGAAGAGAGGCUUGGUGUAGUGUGCUUUGAGGAGCUAGGUUCAGGGGCGUGUGUGUGGCAUGGGCUUAAUAAGUGAUAUUAGAGACCGUCAAGCCUCAGGCAUGGAGGGGAUAUUUGAGUCUGUUUGUGUAGAGUUCAGAAUUAUGCAGGGAAAUGGAGCUAAUGUCCCUAUUCUGAACCUCUUGUUUGUCACCUCCUUGGGAUGUAGGGGCCAGUAUGAAAAAUGUAUGCACUCACUAACUGUAAGUCGCUCUGGAUAAGAGCAUCUGCUAAAUGACUAAAAUGUGAAUGUAAAAUGUACUUGAUGAGGUAGGCAGUAGCCAGGGUGCAGCAGAGGAAAUGAGCAAGGCCAGCUUUUUAAGCCCAGUCACACUCCACUGCCCUCCCUCUCUCCUCUCAUCCCUCUGGGCUUGGUGUCAGUUUUGCAGACAGGUCAGGGUUUUCAGCUCUCUGCUGCCAUGGAAAGUUUCCCUCCCUCCCUGCCUGUGAGUGCAGCCUGCCUGCCUGCCAUGGGUGUUGUGAAUGUCAUGCAGUGCCCAGUCAGUGCUCUCUAUGGAGGAUAUACCCUACUUUCCACCUCUUUGUUUUCUGUUUCCCUAAUCUCUCUCUAUUACCCAUUUCAGACAAGAUGUGGUAGCAUAUAUUACCUGCAAAAAUCUAAGGCAAUGUUUAUAAACUCAGCAAAAAAAAGACACAUCCCUUUUUCAGGACCCUGUCUUUCAAAGAUAAUUCGUAAAAAUCCAAAUAACUUCACAGAUAAAGGGUUUAAACACUGUUUCCCAUGCUUGUUCAAUUAACCAUAAACAAUUAAUGAACAUGCACCUGUGGAACGGUCGUUAAGACACUAACAGCUUACAGACGGUAGGACAAUAAAGGUCACAGUUAUGAAAACUUAGGACACUAAAGAGGCCUUUCUACUGACUCUGAAAAAGACCAAAAGAAAGAUGCCCAGGGUGUGUGAACGUGCCUUAGGCAUGCUACAAGGAGGCAUGAGGACUGCAGAUGUGGCCAGGGCAAUAAAUUGCAAUGUUUGUACUGUGAGACUCCUAAGACAGCGCUACAGGGAGACAGGACGGACAGCUGAUCGUCCUCGCAGUGGCAGACCACGUGUAACAACACCUGCACAGGAUCGGUACAUCCGAACAUCACACCUGCGGGACAGGUACAGGAUGGCAACAACAACUGCCCGAGUUACACCAGGAACGCACAAUCCCUCCAUCAGUGCUCAGACUGUCCGCAAUAGGCUGAGAGAGGCCUGACUGAGGGCUUGUAGGCCUGUUGUAAGGCAGGUCCUCACCAGACAUCACCGGCAACAACAUUGCCUAUGGGCACAAACCCACCGUUGCUGGACCAGACAGGACUGGCAAAAAGUGCUCUUCACUGACGAUUCGCGGUUUUGUCUCAUCAGGGGUGAUGGUCGGAUUCGAAGGAAUGAGCGUUACACCGAGGCCUGUACUCUGGAGCGGGAUCGAUUUGGAGGUGGAGGGUCCGUCAUAGUCUGGGGCGGUGUGGCACAGCAUCAUCGGACUGAGCUUGUUGUCAUUGCAGGCAAUCUCAACGCUGUGCGUUACAGGGAAGACAUCCUCCUCCCUCAUGUGGUACCCUUCCUGCAGGCUCAUCCUGACAUGACCAGCCAUACUGCUCGUUCUGUGUGUGAUUUCCUGCAAGACCGGAAUGUCAGUGUUCUGCCAUGGCCAGCGAAGAGCCCGGAUCUCAAUCCCAUUGAGCACGUCUGGGACCUGUUGGAUCGGAGGGUGAGGGCUAGUGCCAUUCCCCCCCAGAAAUGUCCGGGAACUUGCAGGUGCCUUGGUGGAAGAGUGGGGUAACAUCUCACAGCAAGAACUGGCAAAUCUGGUGCAGUCCAUGAGGAGGAGAUGCACUGCAGUACUUAAUGCAGCUGGUGGCCACACCAGAUACUAACUGUUACUUUUGAUUUUGACCCCCCCCCCCCCCCCUCCCCUUUGUUCAGGGACACAUUAUUCAAUUUCUAUUAGUCACAUGUCUGUGGAACUUGUUCAGUUUAUGUCUCAGUUGUUGAAUCUUGUUAUGUUCAUACAAAUAUUUACACAUGUUAAGUUUGCUGAAAAUAAACGUAGUUGACAGUGAGAUGACGUUUCUUUUUUUGCUGAGUUUUAAAUUUUUUACAUCAGUGGGUAGCUGGCAAAUUGGGUGGGGGGGAUGUUAAACAGUGGAAGUGUUAAUGAAUUUAGGCUACCUGCAAGAAAACAGAGAAACAUUCACAUAGACUGAUACCUGUAUUUUGGUUACAGGGUCUGUGAAAAUGCAGGAAUUAAAACUUGGUCUUUAGGUGGCUUUUAAUUUACCAUGUGUUUUACCCCCUAACCCUUUCAGAUAUACCAAAAAGAUGGUAUAAAACAGCAUGCAUGAUACAUUUGUGGGAUUUUUGUCUGUCAAUGAAAGACCAAGACUAAUUUACAUUUAAGUCAUUUAGCAGACGCUCUUAUCCAGGGCGACUUACAAAUUGGUGCAUUCAACUUAGGAUAGCCAGUGGGACAACCACAUCUUGAUCACUGUAAGUACACUUCUUCAAACAAGCAGCUGUGAGCAAAAUCAGUGCAAUCAGGGACAACUACAUCUCGAUCACAAUAAGUACAUUUAUUUAAACAAGUCAGUGCUAGCAGGUGAAAUAAGUCAGGUGUUAGUUUAGACAAAAGACAGUGGUAAUAAAGGGGGGGAUAGAAGGAUUACUAUUAUACUAUUCCAGGUAUUCCUUAAAGAGGUAGGGUUUCGAGUGUCUCCGGAAGGUGGUCAGUGACUCCACUGUCCUGGCAUCGUGGGGGAGCUUGUUCCACCAUUGGGGUGCCAGAGCAGCGAAUAGCUUUGACUGGGCUGAGCGGGAACUGUGCUUCCGUAGAGGUGGGGGGGUUCAGCUUGAGGUGGUGAUCCGACAUCCACACUGAUAUGUCUGCCAGACAUGCAGAGAUGUGAUUCGCCACCUGGUUAUCAGAAGGCGGGAAAGGAGAAAAUUAAUUGUGUCGUCUGCGUAGCAAUGAUAGGAGAGACCAUGUGAGGAUAUGACAGAGCCAAGUGACUUGGUGUAUAGAGAGAAUAGGAGAGGGCCUAGAACUGAGCCCUGGGGGACACCAGUAGUGAGAGCACGUGGUGCGGAGACAGAUUCUCGCCACGCCACCUGGUAAGAGCGACCUGUCAGGUAGGACGCAAUCCAUGAGUGAGCAGCGCCGGAGAUGCCCAACUCGGAGAGGGUGGAGAGGAGGAUCUGAUGGUUCACAGUAUCAAAGGCAGCAGAUAGGUCUAGAAGGAUAAGCGCAGAGGAGAGAGAGUUAGCUUUGGCAGUGCGGAGAGCCUCCGUGACACAGAGAAGAGCAGUCUCAGUUGAAUGACCAGUCUUGAAACCUGACUGGUUAGGAUCAAGAAGGUAAUUCUGAGAGAGCAGGAGAAUUGGCUAGAGACGGCACGCUCAAGAGUUUUGGAGAGAAAAGAAAGAAGGGAUACUGGUCUGUAGUUGUUGACAUCGGAGGGACCGAGUGUAGGUUUUUUGAGGAGGGGUGCAACUCUUGCUCUCUUGAAGACGGAAGGGACAUAGCCAGCGGUCAAGGAUGAGUUGAUGAGCGAGGUGAGGUAAGGAAGAAGGUCUCUGGAAAUGGUCUGGAGAAGAGAGGAGGGGAUAGGGUCAAGCGGGCAGGUUGUUGGGCGGCCGGCCGUUACAAGUCGCAAGAUGUCAUCUGGAGAGAGAGGGGAGAAGGAAGUCAAAGCAUAGGGUAGGGCAGUGUGAGCAGGACGAGCGGUAUCAUUUGACUUAAUAAAUGAGGAUCGGAUGUCGUCAACCUUCUUUUCAAAAUGGUUGACGAAGUCAUCCACAGAGAGGGAGGAGGGAGGGGGAGGAGGAUUCAGCAGGGAGGAGAAGGUGGCAAAGAGCUUCCUAGGGUUAGAGGCAGAGGCUUGAAAUUUAGAGUGGUAGAAAGUGGCUUUAGCAGCAGAAACAGAGGAAGAAAAAGUAGAGAGGAGAGAGUGAAAAGAUGACAGCCCGGAGCCCUGUUCUGUGCGCUCGCAAUGAGUCGUCAAGCCACGGAGCAGGAUGGGAGGACCGAGCCGGCCGGGAGGAUAGGUGACAUAGAGAGUCAAAAGAUGCAGAAAGGGAGGAGAGGAGGGUCGAGGAGGCAGAAUCAGGAGACCGGAGGGAGAAGGAUUUAGCAGAGGGAAGAGAUGAUAGGAUGGAAGAGGAGAGAGAGAGCGAAGGUUGCGACGGCGCAUUACCAUCUAAGUAGUGUUGGAGGAGAGCGAGAGAGAAAAGUAUACAAAGUAGUGGUCGGAGACUUGGAGGGGAGUUGCAGUGAGAUUAGUAGAAGAACAGCAUCUAGUAAAGAUGAGGUCAAGCGUAUUGCCUGCCUUGUGAGUAGAGGGGGACGGUGAGAGGGUGAGGUCAAAAGAGGAAAGGAGUGGAAAGAAGGAGGCAGAGAGAAAUGAGUCAAAGGCAGACGUCGGCAGGUUAAAGUCACCCAGAACUGUGAGGGGUGAGCCAUCCUCAGGAAAGGAACUUAUCAAGGCGUCAAGCUCAUUGAUGAACUCUCCAAGGGAACAGAAUCAAGCAGGAUCCUUGACUCCCGCCUUGAUCAGCCAUUUUCUAUGUUUUAUUUAACUCAUGCAAAGAAAGAGAACCCUGAGUUAUGUUAAUCUAGUGUGUUGUGAUGGCAUUGUAUGCUGUUUUUUAACUUGUGUGGGUCUUUGUUCCAUUCCUAUGGUCAGGCAGCAAGUAGGCUAUUUUGGUAUGAGUGUGUUCUAUGGAGAUCCAUGUCGUGGCUCUACGUGGGCAGGGAAGUGUUAAAGGCCCUCUAUAAGCCGCAUGGUGACAUGUAAUACCAUUACCUUCUUACAGGAUCCCUGUUCCUGCUUUAAUAAGCUGCUUGCUUGAAUAUUGCACUCAGAGCUCACCUUACAGGGCUUAAAUGUCCCUCUGCGUUUCCACUGGCCUUGGCUCCCUCACUGCUGCUAUGCUAGCUGGAGCUAGGCUGGUAUGUAAGCUGCAAGGCUAUUGUCCCUGUGUUUUGUUGCCCGUCUCUCUCUCUGUCUGUAUGUGGAGUGUUGGCGUGAACCCCAGUCAUUCUGGACCUGAGCCAGUUCGGAGGCAUGGCCCCAGACUUUUACAAGCGAACAGGAUUCUGUUAGGCCUAUGUCAGGCUUUCCAUUCUGGGCUUGUUGUUGUAUGGGCCUGGUAGAUAUGGCCUGGUAGAUAUGGCAACCUCCCCCUGUUCAAUUUACUAGUCACUAAUGGCUCGUACAAUGCAAUCAGCAUUGCGAAGGCUUGUGUGGAGUUUGUGCACAACCCCCCACCCCUUACAUGUUCCGCCCCUCCCUCUUGGAAAACUAGGUUUUUAUCUCAAGAGACAAACCUGGUUAAAUCACGUUAGUUUAUGUGUGUGAGAGGAAGCAAACAACCCCCCGCUGGCUAAGCCUGAGCCUCAGAGGAAUGGGAGGGGUACCAUGCUUUAUUAUUUGGCGUGUGUGUGCCAAUCACUAUGGGCUUUGUGUCGAAAAUCGAGUAUGCUUUAAAUGUCCGGAUGUCAUACUCAUUUCGGCUUUGACAACAGCUGAUCAAUUAGAUAAGGGGAUGCGCUACCAAAAUCAACGAAUAGCGGGAAACAAUGCAAUCACACAACUCAUUCUCAGUAUGCGAAAAUCAAAUGUUUAAUAGUAUGCGGCACUUCGAAAAUCGAGUAUGGUUUAAAUACCAGGAUGUUAUACUCAUUUCGGCUUUCCAUCUAGUAGAAUUCGAUGCACACUUCCACAAUGCAUUGGAAGAGGUGGUCUGCGAGUGAUGGGCCCUAGCUCUCUUCAAGUAGCCAAACAACAAAACUAGGCUACUUAAUUGGGAAAAUGCCGAAUAGCAAACCUGCGGUGGUUUUCAAAUGUAGGCUAGAGACGGGAUCUGUAGCCCUCAGAUUCAAUAGUGUGCAACUGCAGCCUACAAUUCGGGGCGUUCCUGCAUAUGGGCAUUACAUUGGUUCUUUCAUGAACACCGCCCCCUCGAGCACCCCAUUGGUUGCUACAUGAACGCACCCUUUCGAGCAUGACAUCUUCAUGCUUGUGUGACACUUUUGAAUGUGGGUCAAAAGGGAAAUAAAAAUAUUGAGUUUUUUCGCCCCCGCCUGCUGUGGACUGGAAUCUUCUUUGCUAGCUAGAGGGAGUGACACCAGUAGACAAUGUCCUUUGCUCCCGCCUGCCGAACACAGUCGUUAACAGAACUGCGGGGAAACAGUGCCCGACAGGCAGAAGGACACUGUCUACCGGUCACCCCCGCCUCUCGCUAGUCUGGGAGGCUGGAGCGACACCGUCUGCUAGCGAAAUAGCUUGCUAACUUAAUAGCACACGGUGUCACCCCCACCUGCUGUGUACCUGAAAAAAACAUGCCCGACAGGUGGGGGCAAAGGAGACUGUCUACCUGUCGCCCCCACCUCCCGCUAGCACAGCAUGCGGGAGGCUGGGGCGACACUGUGUGCUAACUAGCUGGCUAAGCUAGCACAGAGUGUCCUUCGCUCCCGACUGCCGAACACUUGCCCUCACCGUCGUUAACAGAACUGCGGGAAAACAGUGUGACAGGUGGGGAUGAAGGACACUACCGGUGUGUACUAGCUAUAGCUAGCUACUGUUGUCGUCCCCACCUCUUCUUCUUCUGUAGGGUUUAUUGGCGGUUGGCAUCCAACGUUAUGGUGCAUUACCGCCAUCUACUGUACUGGAGCGCCCCUGCCUCCCGCCUAUGUACUGGAGUCAUAGCUUAAAAAUAUACCAAUAGAAGUAUAUAGAGGGGUUCCUGCGGAUGCCCACAUGCAGGAACGCCCCGAAUUGCGGGCUGCAGUUGCACCCUUCUCCUCAGAUUGCGUCUCUGACCCACUCACAUUAAAAUGAGCGUUGGUGACGGCCGCGCGCCCUGAGUAGGUAACGAUAGGGGGAUUUUGUCUCCGAUUUCAAAAACUUGUCUGGGAAUGGGACAGCUAAAAUCGUGUAGUGUACACCCGGCUUAGUAGUUUUUGUUCUCCUUAAAAUGAUCACGAGUAUUGCAAAAGUGUUUCUUGUUCACUUGGCCUUCGUCAGAGCUUUAAGAAACUAAAUUAACCAUCUUUUGAUUUCUGAAUGUGUCAGCACAGGGGACUCGGGAUGUGGCUACGUUAUUGAUGUCAUAUUAAUCAGGCCUUUUGAUUUGAACAUAUGGAUUGUUUUAGUUUUGUAGGCUACCUAUUUAAUUUAUGGAUCAAGCCUUAGCAGUCAUUCUGAUCUCGUUCCCAAUUAUCAGUGCUUUAGUUUAUUAUGUUACUUUCCAUCGGUCCUGAAUUUACGAUGCACCCGACUGUCCACGUUUUUCUGUGCAAUAGCCUUUUGAUUUUAACAUUUUGUAAAGCUUUGGUGUGUAUUCUAGGCUGUUUGAUUUAAUUUCUAUAUGUUACAGCACUAAUAAAUAUGUUGAAAUGGAACCACAUGACCUGUUUCUGAUAGAUGGGCUAUAUGGUCUACUACAGUAUACAGUCCAUUCAGAAAGUAUUCAGACCCCUUGACUGUUUCCACAUUUUAUUACGUUACAGCCUUAUUCUAAAAUUGAUUAAAUAGUUUUCCCCCCUCAUCAAUCUACACACAAUACCCCAUAAUGACAAAUUAUCAUUUAUAAAAAACAGAAAUAUCACAUUUACUUAAGUAUUCAGACUUACUCAGUACUUUGUUGAAGCACCUUUGCGAUUACAGCCUCGAGUCUUCUUGGGUAGGACGCUACAAGCUUGGGAUACCUGUAUUGGAGAGUUUCUCCCAUUCUUCUCUGCAGAUCCUCUCAAGCUCUGUAAAGUUGGAUGGGGAGCGUUGCUGCACAGCUAUUUUCAGGUCUUUCCAGAGAUGUUCGAUCGGGUUCAAGUCCAGGCUCUGGCUGGGCCACUCAAGGACAUUCAGAGACUUGUCCCGAAGCCACUCCUGCAUUGUCUUGGCUGUGUGCUUAGGGUCAUUGUCCUGUUGGAAGGUGAACCUUCGCACCAGUCUGAGGUCCUGAGCGCUCUGGAGCAGGUUUUCAUCAAGGAUCUCUCCGUAAUUUUGCCCCGUUCAUAUUUCCCUCAAUCCUGACUAGUCUCCCAGUCCCUGCAGCUGAAAAAAAUCCCCACAGCAUGAUGCUGCCACCACCAUGCUUCACCGUAGGGAUGGUGCCAGGUUUCCUCAAGACGUGAUGCUUGGCAUUCAGGCCAAAGAGUUCAAUCUUGGUUUCAUCAGACCAGAGAAUCUUGUUUCUCAUGGUCUGAGAGUCCUUUAUGUGGCUUUUGGAAAACUCCAAGCGGGCUGUCAUGUGCCUUUUACUGAGGAGUGGCUUCCGUCUGGCCACUCUACCAUAAAGGCCUGAUUGGUGGAGGGCUGCAGAGAUGGUUGUCCUUCUGGAAGGUUCUCCCUUCUCCACAGAGGAACUCUGGAGCUCUGUCAGAGUGACCACCGGGUUCUGACCAAGGCCCUUCUCCCCCGAUUGCUCAGUUUGGCCGGAAAACCAGCUCUAGGAAGAAUCUGGCUGGUUCCAAACUUCUUCCAUUUAAGAAUGAUGGAGGCCACUGUGUUCUUGGGGACCUUCAAUGCUGCAGAAAUGUUUUGGUAACCUUCCCUAGAUCUGUGCCUAGACACAAUCCUGUCUCAGAGCUCUACGAACAAUUCCUUCGACCUCAUGGCUUGGUUUUUGCUCUGACAUGCACUGUCAACUGUGGGACCUUAUAUAAACAGGUGUGUGCCUUAUCCAAAUCAUGUCCAAUCAAGUUGUAGACUUGAUUGGUGGACUCCAAUCAAGUUGUAGAAACAUCUCAAGGAUGAUCAAUGGAAACAGGAUGCACCUGAGCUCAAUUUUGAGUCUCAUAGUGAAGGGUCUGAAUACUAAUGUAAAAAAGGUAUUUAUGCAACAACAACAAAAAAUAUAUGAUUUGAAAAAAGUUCUAAAAACCUCUUCUCGCUUUGUCAUUAUGGGCUUUUGUGUGUAGAAUGCUGAGAUUUUUAUUUAUUUAAUCAAUUUUAGAAUAAGGCCGUAACAUAACAAAAUGUGGAAAAAGUCAAGGGGUCUGAAUACUUUCCGAAGGUCUUGGUCAAAAGUUUUGAGAAGUAUUGGUCUUCACAAAGUUUGCUGCUUCAGUGUUAUGAGAUAUUUUGUCAGAUGUUACUAUGGUAUACUGAAGUAUAAUUACAAGCAUUCCAUAAGUGUCAAAGGCUUUUAUUGACAAUUACAUUAAGUUUAUGCAAAGAUUCAAUAUUUGCAGUGUUGACCCUUCUUUUUCAAGACCUCUGCAAUCUGCCCAGGCAUGCUGUCAAUUAACUUAUGGGCCACAUCCUGACUGAUGGCAGCCCAUUCUUUCAUAAUCAAUGCUUGGAGUUUGUCAGAAUUUGUGGGUUUUUGUUUGUCCACCCGCCUCUUGAGGAUCGACCACAAGUUCUCAAUGGGAUUAAGGUCUGGGGAGUUUCCUGGCCAUGGACCCAAAAUGUCGAUGUUUUGUUCCCCGAGCCACUUAGUUAUCACUUUUGCCUCAUGGCAAGGUGCUCCAUCAUGCUGGAAAAGGCGUUGGUCGUCACCAAACUGUUCUUGGAUGGUUGGGAGAAGUUUCUCUCGGAGGAUGCGUUGGUACCAUUCUUUAUUCAAAUCAAAUUAUAUUUGUCACAUACACGUCUUUAGCAGAUGUUAUAGCGGGUGUAGCGAAAUGCUUGUGCUUCUAGCUCCGACAUUGCAGUAAUAUCUAACAAUUUCACAACAUAUACCCAAUACACACAAAACUAGUAAGGAAUGGGUUUUAAGAAUAUAUACAUAUGGCCAAGCAAUGACAGAGCGGCAUGGACUAAGAUACAGUAGAAUAUUAUAGAAUAGAAUGCAGUAUAUACAUAUGAGAUGAGUAGUGCAAGAUAUGUAAACAUUUAUUAAAGUGACUAGUGUUGCAUUUCUUAAGGUGGCCAGUAAUUUCAAUAGGCAGCAGCAGCCUCUAAUGUGCUAGUGAUGGCUAUUUAACAGUCUGAUGGCCUUGAGAUAGAAGCCGUUUUUCAUUCUCUCGGUCCCAGCUUUGAUGCACCUGUACUGACCUCGCCUUCUGGAUGAUAGCGGGGUGAACAGGCAGUGGCUCGGGUGGUUGAUGUCCUUGAUGAUCUUUUUGUCCUUCCUGUGACAUCGGGUAUUGUAUGUGUCUUGGAGGGCGGGUAGUUUGACCCCGGUAAUGCGUUCGGCAGACCGCACCACCCUCUGGAGAGCCCUGCGGUUGUGGGCGGUGCAGUUGCCGUACCAGGCGGUGAUACAGCCCGACAGGAUGCUCUCAAUUGUGAUCUUAGGCAAAAUUGUGAGUGAGCCCACUCCCUUGGCUGAGAAGCAACCCCACACAUGAAUGGUCUCAGGAUGCUUUACUGUUGGCAUGACACAGGACUGAUGGUAGCGCUCACCUUGUCUUCUCUGGACAAGGUGUUUUCCGGAUGCCCCAAACAAUCGGAAAGGGGAUUCAUCAGAGAAAAUGACUUUUCCCCAGUCCUCAGCAUUCUAAUCCCUGUACCUUUUGCUGAAUAUCAGUCUGUCCCUGAUGUUUUUCCUAGAGAGAAGUGGCUUCUUUGCUGCCCUUCUUGACACCAGGCCAUCCUCCAAAAGUCUUCGCCUCACUGUGCGUGCAGAUGCACUCACACCUGCCUGCUGCCAUUCCUGAGCAAGCUCUGCACUGGUGGUGCCCCGAUCCCGCAGCUGAAUCAACUUUAGGAGACGGUCCUGGCGCUUGCUGGACUUUCUUGGGCGCCCUGACGCCUUCUUCACAACAAUUUAACCUCUCCUUGAAGUUCUUGAUGAUCUGAUAAAUGGUUGAUUUAGGUGCAAUUUUACUAGCAGCAAUAUCCUUGCCUGUGAAGCCCUUUUUGUGCAAAGCAAUGAUGACGGCACGUCAUGGUUAACAGAGGAAGAACAAUGAUUUCAAGCACCACCCUCCUUUUAAAGCUUCCAGUCUGUUAUUCUAACUCAAUCAGCAUGACAGAGUGAUCUCCAGCCUUGUCCUCGUCAACACUCUGACCUGUGUUAACGAGAUAAUCACUGACAUGAUGGCAGCUGGUCCUUUUGUGGCAGGGCUGAAACGCAGUGGAAAUGUUUUUUUGGGAUGAAGUUCAUUUUCAUGGUAAAGAGGGACUUUGCAAUUAAUUGCAAUUAAUCUGAUCACUCUUCAUGACAUUCUGGAGUAUAUGCAAAUUUACAUCAUAAACUGAGGCAGCAGACUUUGUGAAAAUUUGUAUUUGUGUGAUUCUCAAAACCUUUGACCAUAACUGUAGGUUGAAUGUGAUAGUCUGCCUAUAACCAGCCCUUUGUAGGCCUAGAAGUCCAUUCCUAUUCUAUUCAGAGUAGAGAAAUGAAUCAAAUUGGAAAUUAGCUAUUAUCAGGCUGGUUAAUACGAUGCAUGUCUGUUGAAUUUGGAAAAAUCCACUCGCACUUGGCCCCGCCCCACCUACUCAGGCCAAUCCUAUAAAUAUCACAUGUUGGUGCUCAUGGAAAUGACCCCUAGCUUCGACUCCAAUGUCUAUGGCAUGACAACGAUAGAGGAGUUGACUAAAGCAUACUGAUCAGGUACCAAGCUAAGACGGGCCUAAAUAAAUAAUUUGACCAGAGGUAUACUCUUACACCUUAUUCAGCUGACCUCUACUUCUUGCAUCACUAAUUGUGCACUUCUUCCUCUUCUUCUCUCAGGCUCGGAUCAAGUUCCCCAUCGACUAUCCCUACUCUCCUCCGGCCUUCCGCUUCCUCACCAAGAUGUGGCACCCCAACAUCUACGAGGUAAGAGAAAGAACAACACUCACCCUAUCUGUCAUUACACAAUCACCUCUUUUUAUGUCUUGUCCCCUACAUAAUAGUCCAACGUCCUUUAGUCUCUGAAUAGCUUUAACUUGUUAUCUUCUAUUAUAAAUACUUUCAGACUCUGUUGCUAUCAUAUACUUUGACGGUGGCCUAGGUAGUGUAUGUAUAGAUCAGGGGUGUCAAACUCAUUUCACUCAUUCCAAUUUGUGUCCAAUUAAGACCUAGACAACCAGGUGAGGGGAGUUCCUUCACCUUCAUUGAUCAAUACAAAUUGCCUGGCUGGGCUGAUGAGACAGUAGGCUUUUGAACGAUUUAGCAGGUGGUAAUUUGUGGAAUAGACACCGGCUGGAAUGCAGUUUUAACCAAUCAGCAUUCAGGAUUACACCCACCAGUUGUAUUAUGUACACUGCUCAAAAAAAUAAAGGGAACACUAAAAUAACACAUCCUAGAUCUGAAUGAAUGAAAUAAUCUUAUUAAAUACUUUUUUCUUUACAUAGUUGAAUGUGCUGACAACAAAAUCACACAAAAAUUAUCAAUGGAAAUCAAAUGUAUCAACCCAUGGAGGUCUGGAUUUGGAGUCACCCUCAAAAUUAAAGUGGAAAACCACACUACAGGCUGAUCCAACUUUGAUGUAAUGUCCUUAAAACAAGUCAAAAUGAGGCUCAGUAGUGUGUGUGGCCUCCAUGUGCCUGUAUGACCUCCCUACAACGCCUGGGCAUGCUCCUGAUGAGGUGGCGGAUGGUCUCCUGAGGGAUCUCCUCCCAGACCUGGACUAAAGCAUCCGCCAACUCCUGGACAGUCUGUGGUGCAACGUGGCGUUGGUGGAUGGAGCGAGACAUGAUGUCCCAGAUGUGCUCAAUUGGAUUCAGGUCUGGGGAACGGGCGGGCCAGUCCAUAGCAUCAAUGCCUUCCUCUUGCAGGAACUGCUGACACACUCCAGCCACAUGAGGUCUAGCAUUGUCUUGCAUUAGGAGGAACCCAGGGCCAACCGCACCAGCAUAUGGUCUCACAAGGGGUCUGAGGAUCUCAUCUCGGUACCUAAUGGCAGUCAGGCUACCUCUGGCGAGCACAUGGAGGGCUGUGCGGCCCCCCAAAGAAAUGCCACCCCACACCAUGACUGACCCACCGCCAAACCGGUCAUGCUGGAGGAUGUUGCAGGCAGCAGAACGUUCUCCACGGCGUCUCCAGACUCUGUCACGUCUGUCACAUGUGCUCAGUGUGAACCUGCUUUCAUCUGUGAAGAGCACAGGGCGCCAGUGGGGUAAUUUGCCAAUCUUGGUGUUCUCUGGCAAAUGCCAAACGUCCUGCACGGUGUUGGGCUGUAAGCACAACCCCCACCUGUGGACGUCAGGCCCUCAUACCACCCUCAUGGAGUCUGUUUCUGACCGUUUGAGCAGACACAUGCACAUUUGUGGCCUGCUGGAGGUCAUUUUGCAGGGCUCUGGCAGUGUUCCUCCUGCUCCUCCUUGCACAAAGGCGGAGGUAGCAGUCCUGCUGCUGGGUUGUUGCCCUCCUACGGCUUCCUCCACGUCUCCUGAUGUACUGGCCUGUCUCCUGGUAGCGCCUCCAUGCUCUGGACACUACGCUGACAGACACAGCAAAUACCUGAGCCACUUGUGUGGGUUGUAGACUCCGUCUCAUGCUACCACUAGAGUGAAAGCACCGCCAGCAUUCAAAAGUGACCAAAACAUCAGCCAGGAAGCAUAGGAACUGAGAAGUGGUCUGUGGUCACCACCUGCAAAACCAGUCCUUUAUUGGGGGUGUCUUGCUAAUUGCCUAUAAUUUCCACCUGUUGUCUAUUCCAUUUGCACAACAGCAUGUGCAAUUUAUUGUCAAUCAGUGUUGCUUCCUAAGUGGACAGUUUGAUUUCACAGAAGUGUGAUUGACCUGGAGUUACAUUGUGUUGUUUAAGUGUUCCCUUUAUUUUUUUGAGCAGUGUAUAACAAUCACACUUAAGACUUUUUAAGGAGGACUUAAAUCAAGAAAAACAACGGGAACAUAGUAGGUGAUUUGUCAAUUAAAUAAUAUGGAUUUCAUAAAACCAACACAAACCCUAUCUUCAACACAAAUAAUGUGCUUCAGAAAUAAAAGUAUAACAAAAUAAUAACCCCCACAAAAACUAUAAUUUAAAUGCAUAAUUUUAGCAAACACACCCAAAUAUUCAAUAACCAUUGCAAUGACCCAAUAACCUUAUUAACGUUUUGUUUUGGUUAAGCUCAAGUUCAGCUAUAAAAGCCUAUUGGGGCUCGCCCAACCAGGAAAUGAUUAAUUUAUGUCUGUUAUUUAUUUUCCCUUUUUGAUACCCCUUAGUUCCUUCAUUUCAGUUAAUAGUCUUUGCGGAUUUAAAUCUUAUUUCCCCCCAGAAAGCAAAAAGAUGAAUGAUCACAAAAACAAUGAGGAAAAAAGGACGGAUAUCACCGGAGUUUAGAAGGCAUGUCCACUCUCAUUAAACUUUCUCCGUGAUCCGUUUACUUAAUCCCAAACAAGGAAAUAAUCAGGAAUGUCAGGAACACGUUCCCAGUGUCAAACAAUACAUCCCAACAAAGGAAGGCACAGACUGUGUUUAGCAGGCUGCAGUUCUCAUCUCGCAAUUUGUAACUGGCGCCUCUGCAAUUUACCCGGUGUCUUCGUCUCCCAGGUAGGCUAUGGAAAAACACACCUCCCCUCUCUGUUGCUCACUUCCUCAUUCAUACAGUGGGGAAAAAAAGUAUUUAGUCAGCCACCAAUUGUGCAAGUUCUCCCACUUAAAAAGAUGAGAGAGGCCUGUAAUUUUCAUCAUAGGUACACGUCAACUAUGACAGACAAAAUGAGAAAAAUAAAUACAGAAAAUCACAUUGUAGGAUUUUUUAUGAAUUUAUUUGCAAAUUAUGGUGGAAAAUAAGUAUUUGGUCAAUAACAAAAGUUUCUCAAUACUUUGUUAUAUACCCUUUGUUGGCAAUGACACAGGUCAAACGUUUUCUGUAAGUCUUCACAAGGUUUUCACACACUGUUGCUGGUAUUUUGGCCCAUUCCUCCAUGCAGAUCUCCUCUAGAGCAGUGAUGUUUUGGGGCUGUCGCUGGGCAACACGGACUUUCAACUCCCUCCAAAGAUUUUCUAUGGGGUUGAGAUCUGGAGACUGGCUAGGCCACUCCAGGACCUUGAAAUGCUUCUUACGAAGCCACUCCUUCGUUGCCCGGGCGGUGUGUUUGGGAUCAUUGUCAUGCUGAAAGACCCAGUCACGUUUCAUCUUCAAUGCCCUUGCUGAUGGAAGGAGGUUUUCACUCAAAAUCUCACGAUACAUGGCCCCAUUCAUUCUUUCCUUUACACGGAUCAGUCGUCCUGGUCCCUUUGCAGAAAAACAGCCCCAAAGCAUGAUGUUUCCACCCCCAUGCUUCACAGUAGGUAUGGUGUUCUUUGGGUGCAACUCAGAAUUCUUUGUCCUCCAAACACGACGAGUUGAGUUUUUACCAAAAAGUUCUAUUUUGGUUUCAUCUGACCAUAUGACGUUCUCCCAAUCCUCUUCUGGAUCAUCCAAAUGCACUCUAGCAAACUUCAGACGGGCCUGGACAUGUACUGGCUUAAGCAGGGGGACACGUCUGGCACUGCAGGAUUUGAGUCCCUGGCGGCGUAGUGUGUUACUGAUGGUAGGCUUUGUUACUUUGGUCCCAGCUCUCUGCAGGUCAUUCACUAGGUCCCACAGUGUGGUUCUGGGAUUUUUGCUCACCGUUCUUUUGAUCAUUUUGACCCCACGGGGUGAGAUCUUGCGUGGAGCCCCAGAUCGAGGGAGAUUAUCAGUGGUCUUGUAUGUCUUCCAUUUCCUAAUAAUUGUUCCCACAGUUGAUUUCUUCAAACCAAGCUGCUUACCUAUUGCAGAUUCAGUCUUCCCAGCCUGGUGCAGGUCUACAAUUUUGUUUCUGGUGUCCUUUGACAGCUCUUUGGUCUUGGCCAUAGUGGAGUUUGGAGUGUGACUGUUUGAGGUUGUGGACAGGUGUCUUUUAUACUGAUAACAAGUUCAAACAGGUGCCAUUAAUACAGGUAACGAGUGGAGGACAGAGGAGCCUCUUAAAGAAGAAGUUACAGGUCUGUGAGAGCCAGAAAUCUUGCUUGUUUGUAGGUGACCAAAUACUUAUUUUCCACCAUAAUUUGCAAAUAAAUUCAUAAAAAAUCCUACAAUGUGAUUUUCUGGAUUUUUCUUUCUCAAUUUGUCUGUCAUAGUUGACGUGUACCUAUGAUGAAAAUUACAGGCCUCAUCUUUUUAAGUGGGAGAACUUGCACAAUUGGUGGCUGACUAAAUACUUUUUUUCCCCACUGUACCUUUGUCGGCUGCCCUUCUUAAAGCGGUAGCGCUAUUUUUAGGCCACAAUCUCUAUCGUCCAUACAGAAUGGAAUUAUUUUAACAUAUGACAGAGAAUUAUUGCCGGACCGGACCACUUCGGCGCAUGCUUGGACGAGAAAUAGUCAGAUGUUUUAGGAAGUGGAUGUGCCUUACCCAGACCAAAUCUCCCGACAAGAAGUGUGCAUGUUCCCUACAGGCUUGUCUGGCCAGGCAUAUGCCCACUCUCUGUUUGACUUCUUUUGCCAUUGCCUGCUUUCUCUCCAAGAGGUUGUAGGGCGGCUGGUACGGAGAUGGAGCUGUUGAGAUGGUAGGCUGGUACUUCAAGUUCAUUCCCCACUUUGCAGAUCUAGCAUCCCCUCUGAACCGGCUUAAGAGAAAGGAAGUGGUCUGGAAAUGGACUGACGAGUGACAGAACUGUUUUGAGCAGUUGAAGCAGGCUCUUGUUAAUGCACCAGUGUUGGCUCAGCCAGACCUAUUGCAGGCAUUCCAAGUCCAAACGGAUGCCAGUGAGGUAGGUUUGGUGCUGUCCUCACUCAACUGAUGGAAGGUGGAGAAAGAGUCAUUGCAUAUGCCUCACUUGGCAUUAAAGGAGCUGAAUGCAACUACUCAACAUCGGAAAAGGAGUGCCUCACAGUGGUGUGGGCAAUCGAAAAGGGGAGGCAUUAUCUUGAGGGGGUUGAGUUUGAUGUAUUUACUAAUCACUCAGCACUUACACUUUUUUGUCCAUUUAAAAUAACAUACAAUUGAUCAGAAAAACUGUGUAGACAUUGUUCAUGUUGUAAAUGGCUAUUGUAGCUGGAAAUGGCUGAUUUUUAAUGGAAUAUCUACAUAGGCGUACAGAGGCCCAUUAUCAGCAACCAUCAGUCCUGUGUUCCAAUGGCACGUUGUGUUUGCUAAUCCAAGUUUAUCAUUUAAAAAGGCUAAUUGAUCAUUAGAAAACCCUUUUGCAAUUAUGUUAGCACAGCUGAAAACUGUUGUGCUGAUUAAAGAAGCAAUAAAACUGGCCUUCUUGAGACUAGUUGAGUAUCUGGAGCAUCAGCAAUUGUGGGUUCGAUUACAGACUCAAAAUGGCCAGAAACAAAUAACUGUCUUCUGAAACUCGUCAGUCUAUUCUUGUUCUGAGAAAUGAAGUCUAUUCCAUGCGAGAAAUUGCCAAGAAACUGAAGAUCCCGUACAACGCUGUGUACUACUCCCUUCACAGAACAGCGCAAACUGGCUCUAACCAGAAUAGAAAGAGGAGUGGGAGGCCCCGGUGCACAACUGAGCAAGAAGACAAAUACAUUAGUGUCUAGUUUGAGAAACAUACGGCUCACAGGUCCUCAUUAAAUAGUACCCGCAAAACCCCAGUCUCAACGUCAACAUUCUCACACAACUGCUCUCCUGGACAUGUGAUUUUCUGCCACAGGAUUUUCUGCAUCAGGGUGAAAGUACACCCUGUAUCAAGUACCACUUCAUAUUGGAAAUUCCUGACCCCUACAGGCACUAUCAGCAAGGAAAAAUCCUUCUCCUAGUCCUGGGGAGCACAGGGAGGAUGCACACGUUUCACAUCUGCAGGUGGCUUACCAUAGGUCUUUCUUUGUCCUUUCUCAUUCCCAAUUUGGUUCACUUUUAUCCAAUACUCCUUAGUGGAUCAAUAAAUCAAUCAAAUGUAUUUAGAAAGCCCUUUUUACUUCAGCAGGAUGUCACAAAGUGCUAUACAGAAACCCAGCCUAAAACCCCAAACAGCAAGCAAUGCAGAUGUAGAAGCACGGUGGCUAGGAAAAACUCCCUAGAAAGGCAGAAACCUAGGAAGAAACCUAGAGAGGAACCUGGCUCUGAGGGGUGGCCAGUCCCCUUCUGGCUGUGCCAUGUGGAGAUAAUAACAGUACAUGGCCAUUAAGGACAGAUUUUUCUCCAAGAUGUUCAUAGAUGACCAGCAGGGUCAAAUAAUAAUCACAGUGGUUGUAGAGGUUGCAACAGGUCAGUACAUCAGGAGUAAAUGUCACUUGGCUUUUCAUAGCUGGGCAUUUAGAGGUUGAAAUAGCAGGUGCAGUAGAGAGAGAGAGUUGAAAACAGCAGGUCUGGGACAAGGUAGCACGUCCGGUGAACAGGUCAGGGUUCCAUAAACGCAGGAAGAAGAGUUUAAACUGGAGCAGCAGCACGACCAGGUAGACGGAGGACAGCAAGGAGUCAUCAGGCCAGGUAGUCCUGAGGCAUGGUCCUACGGCUCAGGUCCUCUGGGAGGGGAGGGAGAGAGGGAAAAAUUAGAGGGAGCAUACUUAAAUUCACACAGGACACCGGAUAAGACAGGAGAAUAACACCAGUCCGACGUUACCCCCGGACAGGGCCAACCAGGCAGGAUAUAACCCCAUCCACUUUGCCAAAGCACAGCCCCCACACCACCAGAGGGAUAUCAACAGACCACCAACCUACUACCCUGAGACAAGGCUGAGGAUAGCCCACGAAGAUCUCAUCCACUGCACCAGCCCAAGGGGUCGACAAACCGGACAGGAAGAUCACGUCAGUGACUCAACCCUCUCAAGUGACGCACCCCUCCUAGGGACAGCAUGUAAUGCACCAGAAAGCCAGUGACUCAGCCCCCGUAAUAGGGUCAGAGGCAGAGAAUCCCAAUGGAGAGACAGGAACCGGCCAGGCAGAGACAGCAAGGGCAGUUCGUCGCUCCAGUGCCUUUCCGUUCACCUUCGCACCCCUGGGCCAGACAGCUCUCAAUCAUAGGACCUACUGAAGAGAUGAGUCUUCAGUAAAGACUUAAAGGUUGAUACCGAGUCUGCGUCUCUCACAUGGAUAGGCAGACCAUUUCAUAAAAAAUGUAACUCUAUAGGAGAAAGCCCUGCCUCCAGCUGUUUGCUUAGAAAUUCUAGGGACGAUAAGGAGGCCUGCGUCUUGUGACCGUAGCGUACAUGUAGGUAUGUACGGCAGGACCAAAUCGGAGAGAUGGGUAGGAGCAAGCCCAUGUAAUGCUUUGUAGAUUAGCAGUAAAACCUUGAAAUCAGCCCAAGCCUUAACAGGAAGCCAGUGUAGAGAGGCUAGAACUCGAGUAAUAUGAUCACAUUUUGGGGUUCUAGUCAAGAUUCUAGCAGCCGUGUUUAGCACUAACUGAAGUUUAUCUAGUGCUUUAUCCGGGUAGCCGGAGAGUAGAGCAUUGCAGUAGUCUAAUCCAGAAGUGACAAACGCAUGGAUGAGCUUUUCUGCAUCCAUUUUUUUUACAAAACGUUUCAGAUUUUUUCAAUGUUACGAAGAUGGGGAAAAAAGCUGUCCUUUAAAUAUUCUUGAUAUGUUUGUCAAAAUAGAGAUCAGGGUCCAGAGUAACGCAGAGGUCCUUCAGUUUUUUUUAGACGACUGUACAACCAUCAAGGGCAGAUACAACAGAAGAUGUCUUUGUUUCUUGGGACCUAGAACUAGCAUCUCUGUUUUGUCCGAGUUUAAAAGUAAACAUUUUGCCACCAUCCACUUCCUUAUGUCUGAAACACAGGCUUCCAGGGUAGGCCAUUUUGGGGCUUCACCAUGUUUCAUCGAAAUGUACAGCUGUGUGUCGUCCGCAUAGCAGUGAAAGUUAACAUUGUGUUUCCAAAUGACAUCACCAAGAGGUAAAAUAUAUAGUGAAAACAAUAGUGGUCCUAAAACAGAACCUUGGGGAACACCGAAACGUACAAUUGAUUUGUCAGAGGACAAACCAUCCACAGAGACAAACUAAUAUCUUUCCGACAGAUAAGAUCUAAACAAGGCAAGAACUUGUCCGUGUAGACCAAUUAAGGUUUCCAAUCUCUCCAAAAGAAUGUGGUGAUUGAUGGUGUCAAAAGCAGCACUAAGGUCUAGGUGCACGAGGACAGAUGCAGAGCCUUGGUCUGACACCAUUAAAAGGUAAUUUACCACAUUCACGAGUGCAGUCACAGUGCUAUGAUGGUGUCUAAAACCAGACUGAAAUGUUUUGUAUACAUUAUUUGUCUUCAGGAAGGCAGUGAGCUGCUGCACAACAGCUUUUUCUAAACAUUUUGAGAGGAAUGGGUGAUUCGAUAUAGGCUGAAGGUUUGGCUUUUUCAAGAGAGGCUUUAUUACUGCCUCUUUUAGUGAGUUUGGUACACAUCCAGUGGAUAGGGAGCCAUUUAUUAUGUUCAACAUAGGAGGGCCAAGCACAGGAAGUAGCUCUUUCAGUAGUUUAGUUGGAAUAGGGUCCAGUAUUCAGCUUGAAGGUUUAGAGGCCAUGACUAUUUUCAUGAACGUGUCAAGAGAUAUAGGAUUAAAAAACUUGAGUGUCUCCAUUGAUCCUAGGUUCUGGCAGUUUUGUGCAGACUCAGAACAGCUGAGCUUUGGAGAAAUACGCAGAUUCAAAGAGGAGUCCUUAAUUUGCUUUCUAAUGAUCAUGAUCUUUUCGUCGAAGAAGUUAAUGAAUUCAUCACUGCUGAAGUGAAAGGCAUCCUCUCUUGGGGAAUGCUGCUUUUUAGUUAGCUUUGCGACAGUAUCAAAUAUAAAUGUUGGAUUGUUCUUAUUCUCCUCAAUUAGGUUGGAAAAAUAGGAUGAUCUAGCAGCAGCGAGGGCUCUUCGAUAUUUCACUGUACUUUAUUUCCAAGCUAGUAGGAAGACUUCCAGUUUGGUGGAGCGCCAUUUCCGUUCCAAUUUUCUGGAAGCUUGCUUCAGGGCUCUGGUAUUUUCUAUAUACCAGGGAGCUAGUUUCUUGUGACAAAUGUUUUUUAUUUUUAGGGGUGCGACUGCAUAUAGGGUAUUACGCAAGUUUAAAUUUAAAUCCUUGGUUGGGGUCUGAGCAGAUUAUUUGUUGCGAUUGCAAACGUAAUAAGAUGGUGGUCUGAUAGUUCAGGAUUAUGAGGAAAAACUUUUAGAGCCACAAUAUUUAUUCCACGGGACAAAACUAGAUCCAGGGUAUGACUGUGGCAUUGAGUAUGUCCGGAGACAUGUUGGACAAAACCCACUGAGUCGACGAUGGCUCCGAAAGCCUUUUGGAGUGGGUCUGUGGACUUUUUCAUGUGAAUAUUAGUCACCAAAAUUUAGAAUAUUAUCUGCCAUGACUACAAGGUCCAAUUAGGAAUUCAGGGAACUCAGUGGGGAGCUCUGUAUACGGCCCAGGAGGCCUGUAAACAGUAGCUAUAAAAAGUGAUUGAGUAGGCUGCAUAGAUUUCAUGACUAGAAGCUCAAAAGACGAAAACGCAGUCAUCUUUGGGGGGGUAAAUUGACAUUUGCUAUCGUAAUUGUUAGCAACACCUCCGCCUUUGCAGGAUGCGCGGGGGAUAUGGUCACUAGUGUAACCAGGAGGAGAGGCCUCAUUUAACACAGUAAAUUCAUCAGGCUUAAGCUAUGUUUCAGUCAGGCCAAUCACAUCAAGAUUAUGAUCAGUGAUUAGUUCAUUGACCAUAACUGGCUUGGAAGUGAGGGAUCUAACAUUAAGUAGCCCUAUUCUGAGAUGUGAGAUAUCACAAUCUCUUUCAAUAAUGGCAGGACUGGAGGAGGUCUUUAUUCCAGUUUGAUUGCUAAGGCGAACACCGCCAUGUUUAGUUUUGCUCAACCUAGAUCGAGGCACAGACACGGUCCAAUGGGGAUAGCUGAGCUGACUACACUGACUGUGCUAGUGGCAGACUCCACUAAGCUGGCAGGCUGGCUAUCUCAUUGAGGAGAAAGAGCCCUGUCUAUGUUGGUAGAUAAGAUGAGAGCACCCCCAAGCUAGGAUGGAGUCCACUACUCCUCAUCAGGCCAGGCUUGGUCCUGUUUGUGGGCGAGUCCCAGAAAGAGGGCCAAUUAUCUACAAAUUCUAUAUUUUGGGAGGGGCAGAAAACAGUUUUCAACCAGCGAUUGAGUUGUGAGACUGCUGUAGAGCUCAUCACUCCCCCUAACUGGGAGGGAGCCAGAGACAAUUACUCGAUGCCGACACAUCUUUCUAGCUAAUUUAUACGCUGAAGCUAUGUUGCUCUUGGUGACCUCUGACUGUUUCAUCCUAACAUCGUUCGUGCAGACGUGGAUAACAAUAUCCCUAUGCUCUCUACACUUGCCAGUUUUUGCCUUAACCCGCACCAUCUUCAGAUUAGCCUUUACAUUGGUAGCCAUGCCCCCUGGUAAACAGUGUAUGAUCAUUGGAUGAUUAUUUUUAAGUCUAAUAUUGCGGGUAAUGGAGUCGCCAAUGACUAGGGUUUUCAAUUUGUCAGAACUAAUGGUGGGAGGCUUCGGUGGCUCAGACCCCGUAAUGGUUGGAGGAGAGACCUGAGAAGGCUUGGCCUCCGACUCGUUGCUUAAUGGGGAGAACCGGUUAAAAGUUUCUGUCGGCUGAAUGAGCGACACCGGUUGAGCAUGCCGACAGCAUUUCUUUCCAGAAGCCUUGAGAAAAUUGUCCGUCUGCGGGGACUGUGAGGGGAUUUAAACUACUAUCUGUACUUACUGGUGGCACAGACGCUGUUUCAUCCUUUCCUACACUUACAUUGCCCUUGCCUAACGAUUGCAUCUGAAAUUAGAUGGCAUAGUGUUAAUGUUACUACUUAGCUUCGGCUGGUACAGGUCCUGCAGGACCAUGUCCAGGUAAAGCGUCCGGGGUGAAAAAGUUGAAUGAAAAAAGUUGAGUGAGGAAAACUAAAAAAUAGCUAAGACGUUGGUUAAAUGAAGAUUGAUUAAACGGUUAUUAAAAAAGUAAAAACCGUAAAGUUAUGCUUUUCCACCAUUGAUCCAACCUUCACUAACUGCUCUACACUCAUAACUGUUCCUCUGAGGCAGACCGCCACCCGAGGGUUACAGUUGUUGAGGAUUUUUCUCACCAGUUCUGGUUCUGUGAUGUUAGGCUUCCACUUCAGACAAAGUGCCCGGAAAUCAUAAGCAAAGUCCCUCAAAGACUGAGUUGGAAGUUGAACCAUAUCUCUUAGUUUCUUCUCUACCUCUGUUAAGUAGUCAGUUUGUUGAAAUGCUGUUUGGAACGCCUCUUUGAACUUCACCCAGGUGGUGAUUUUCUUCUUUUCGGCCAUCCACCAGCUCCUGGCUGGUCCUUUUGAGAACAUUAGAUAGGGUGACAUAGGUCUCACGGAUAGAAAAUUGUCACAUUUCUCCUCAAGAUGCAUUCAACCACCUGUUGUUUCAGUUGCUUUAUGGAAUCCUUUGUGGUUCUCCAUUUCCUCCAUUUUUGCAUUGACAUAGCCUCUUAGGCUUUCCUCUCUCUUUAUGGCACUCACCAAUGAUUUCUUAAAAUCAUCCUCAAGACCAUUAACUGUGGUUAGUAAUUUAUGAAGAUUAUUGCUGACCAACUAAAAUUUCCUCCCUCACAGUAGGCUGAUUGGGUGGCUCCUCACUCUGGUCAUCCCCGCUUUCCCCCUCCUCUUCAUGGUCUGAGAUGUACAAUGAGCUGAUCAAUGAAGUUAUUUCCCCCACAGGAUUUCUCAUUGUGACGAAUGGACCAAAGAUAGGGGUCAUUUGGAUAGGGACACCCGAGUGCUGUUGGUUCAUGUCCUCCGGCUCAGAGCCUAGCCGUAGUUCAUGAAAGGGACCACUUGGCAGAAGGGUUUGCAUCUCCACCUGAGACAUUUUCUCGAUUUGUGCACUGUUAGAUAUGUGGCAGUGUCACAAAUGUAUUUCUGGUAACUGACCUGUUUGUGUUCCUGUAGAACGGGGACGUGUGUAUCUCCAUCCUGCACCCCCCAGUGGACGACCCCCAGAGUGGAGAGCUGCCCUCUGAGAGGUGGAACCCUACACAGAAUGUCAGGUACUCUAUGCACAACACCUCUGUCUCUCCCUCACACAAUGAUAAUUAUCUCACUCCACCUCUUCUCCCCAUCUUUGAUAUAAGGUUGACUAUUAAAUGUGGAAUUUAUCAAACGCAAAACAAAUUAUGUAAUAUAUUUUCACUUGAUUCACGAACUUUUUACACACAUUUCAUCUUACUUUCCAUUGUCUUCAUUUUUUUAUUUUUUUCUCUUCUUCUCUCACACUCACUCACUCUCACACAGCAGGAUAUAUCAUCACUACAUUGGGUCUCCUCGGCGGCGCAGCAACUACAGUAAAUAAAGAUUGCCUCGCAUGUCUUUGCCCAGAGAGCAAUGUUAUAGUGGUCUCGAGUCCGGUCUUGAGACCACAUAUUGAGGGUUUCGGUGUCGGAUACGUUUGUACUCGGUCUUGACUCCGUGUCGGACAGUGAGGACUCAUAAUUUCUUCCCAAGACCAGCCGAGAGCGGAGUAAAAAACUCAUAAUUAUCAGCUUCCAUUCAGUCAGCGCAUAAAACCGCUUCACCAGGCCAAAUAUAUACACUCCUUUCUUGAAACAUUAAUACAGUAUCUUAGCAGCCUUUAUAUCUAUUAUAUACAUAUUUGCACAGUGGCAAACCUAUAGGCAUUCCGUGUGUGACAGGUUCGUUAUUCUGAAAGGACAGCAACCGUAAUACUAGCGCACUCAUGUAGGAGAGUGCAAUUUUUGUAAAACACAAAGGGCCAGUGGUGUAGUGGAGGGUAUAAGCUAUAUACCCACUUUUUUUUUCCAGUGGGCAUUGCUUAUACUCACUUCUUAAUCCCUACUGAUGCGUAUCAAAGUAGUUUAGUGGAGGUAUACAAUUGAUCAAUUACAGUGCAUUUGGAAAGUAUCCAGACGCCUUUACUUUUUCCACAUUUUGUUACAUUACAGCCUUAUUCUAAAAUGGAUUCAAUUGUUUUUUUCCCUCAUCAAUCUACACACAAUACCCCAUAAUGACAAAGCGAAAAUAGGUUUUUAUACAUUUUUGCACAUUUAUUACAAAUAAACAGAAAUACUUACGUAAGUAACCCUUUGCUAUGAGACUUGAAAUUGAGCUCAGGUGCAUUCUGUUUCCAUUGAUCACCCUUGAGAUGUUUCUACAACCUGAUUGGAGUCCACCUGUGGUAAAUUCAAAUGAUUGGACAUGAUUUUGGAAAGGCACACACCUGUCUAUAGAAGGUCCCCACAGUUGACAGUGCAUGUCAGAGCAAAAACCAAGCCAUGAGGUCGAAGGAAUUGUCUGUAGAGCUCUGAGACAGGAUUGUGUCUAGGCACAGAUCUGGGGAAAGGUACCAAAAUAUUUCUGCAGCAUUGAAGGUCCCUAAGAAAACAAUGGCAAUCAUCAUUCUUAAAUGGAAGUUUGGAACCACCAAGACUCUUCCUAGAGCUGGCUACCUGGCCAAACUGAGCAAUCGGGGGAGAAGGGCCUUUGUCAGGGAGGUGACCAAGAACCCGAUGGUCACUCUGACAGAGCUCCAGAGUUCCUCUGUGGAGAUGGGAGAACCUUCCAGAAGGACAACCAUCUCUGCAGCACUCCACCAAUCAGGCCUUUAUGGUAGAGUGGCCAGACGGAAGCCACUCCUCAGUAAAAGGCACAUGACACCUGCUUGGAAUUUGCCAAAAGGCAUCUAAAGGACUUUCAAACCAUGUGAAACAAAAUUUGGUCUGAUGAUACCAAGAUUGAACUCUUUGGCCUGAAUGCCAAGCGUCACUUCUGGAGGAAACCUGGCACCAUCAGUACGGUGAAGCAUGGUGGUGGCAGCAUCAUCCUGUGGAGAUGUUUUUCAGUGGCAGGGACUGGUAGAGUAGUCAGGAUCGAGGGAAAGAUGAACGGAGCAAAGUACAGAGAGAUUCUUGAUUAAAACCUGCUCCAGAGUGCUCAGGACCUCAGACUGGGGCGAGGGUUCACCUUCCAACAGGACGCAGGAGUGGCUUUGGGACCAGUCUCUGAAUGUCCUUGAGUGGCCCAGCCAGAUCUCGGUCUUGAACCCGAUCGAACAUCUCUGGAGAGACCUGAAAAUAGCUGUGCAGUGACACUCCCCAUCUAACCUGACAUAGCUUGAGAGGAUCUGCAGAGAAGAAUGGGAGAAACUACCCAAGUAUUGGUGUGCCAAGCUUGUAGCGUCAUACCCAAGAAGACUCGAGGCUGUAAUCGCUGCCAAAGGUGCUUCAACAAAGUACUGAGUAAAGGGUCUGAAUACUUAUGUAAAUUUAAUAUUUCAGUUGUAAUUUUUUUAUAAACAUGCAAAAGUUUCUACAAACCUGUUUUUGCUUUGUCAUGAUUGGGUAUUGUGUGUAGAUUUAUGAGGGGGGGGGGAAACAAUUUCAUCCAUUUUAAGGCUGUAACAUAACAAAAUGUGGAAAAAUUAAAGGGGUCUGAAUACUUUCCGAAUGCACUGCAUGUAGUACAAUAGAGAAAUGAUGCACAAAGUAGCCUACAAAAUCGCAAAGGAGGUGAAUUAUAUUCACAUCCGCGCCGCACACACAGACUAGUUUCAGCUGAAUAUAAUCUGCAGGCAGCAGGAGUGUGCAGCGCUCUACUGGUUUUGGCAUGGAGCAGCUCACAGAAGAAUGACAUCGGUAGGGUAGGAAAGACGUUUCAACUUAUGAUAUCUACCAGUAAAUGCUAACUAAGGCAACAAUGGGUAUGCAAACCAGGUAUUUAAAAAGUUUAGUCCGAAGUGUUGGUUAGUAGGCUAUUUAUAAUGCGCAAUUGUUAUCUUGAGCUGUUUGCAUCAGGGGCGUAGACAUGGAUGGGCCUAGGUGGACUGACUCCAAUUGAUGUGGUUUAAGCAUUGUUGUGGACUUAGACCAUCACAUUCUUUUCGUUUUUCUAUUUUUAAAAAAGUGUGAUUUUGAGAGUGAAAAUCUGAAGAAAAAAAAUAAUAACUCAUAAAACAAACAUAGGAAAACAGGAUUUUUAUCACACAGGGUGCCUUUCCUUCGCUGGGCGGGCCGUUUGGGAGCUUUUUGGCAAAAUGUGAGUAUACCCACUUCUCCAGGCACCACUACACCACUGCAUAGGGUCGAUGGAAAGACAACAGUCACACACAGCAUGAUGUUCAAGGAUAAGCAGUCCAUAAACUCAGACAUAAUAAGCCAGUAGGUCCCAAUCAUAAGAAUACAAAAACACAACCAUUAAGCAUUUCCCAAUUGAAAUGUACAACUAUUACUUCCCAUUACAAAACAACAUUUCACGUUUAGCACACAAAGUAACCGGUGACCUAAAGUUUAAAGUGGAACUGACAGCGUUUUAACUACUUUGCAGAUAUGAAACAAACAGACAAUCAUAUCAGUCAAAAAGAUCUAAUUCCCAGUUUGUUACAAAACCAACUUUAUAAUAAGUUUUAAAAAUAGGUUAUAUUUGACUCAACGUUCCAUGACAUACAGUGGGGGGGGGGGAAAAGUAUUUAGUCAGCCACCAAUUGUGCAAGUUUUCCCACUUAAAAAGAUGAGAGAGGCCUGUAAUUUUUAUCAUAGGUACACGUCAACUAUGACAGACAAAUUUAGGGAAAAAAAUCCAGAAAAUCACAUUGUAGGAUUUUUAAUGAAUUUAUUUGCAAAUUAUCUUGGAAAAUAAGUAUUUGGUCACCUACAAACAAGCAAGAUUUCUGGCUCUCACAGACCUGUAACUUCUUCUUUAAGAGGCUCCUCUGUCCUCCACUCGUUACCUGUAUUAAUGGCACCUGUUUGAACUUGUUAUCAGUAUAAAAGACACCUGUCCACAACCUCAAACAGUCACACUCCAAACUCCACUAUGGCCAAGACCAAAGAGCUGUCAAAGGACACCAGAAACAAAAUUGUAGACCUGCACCAGGCUGGGAAGACUGAAUCUGCAAUAGGUAAGCAGCUUGGUUUGAAGAAAUCAACUGUGGGAACAAUUAUUAGGAAAUGGAAGACAUACAAGACCACUGAUAAUCUCCCUCGAUCUGGGGCUCCACGCAAGAUCUCACCCCGUGGGGUCAAAAUGAUCACAAGAACGGUGAGCAAAAAUCCCAGAACCACACGGGGGGACCUAGUGAAUGACCUGCAGAGAGCUGGGACCAAAGUAACAAAGCCUACCAUCAGUAACACACUACGCCGCCAGGGACUCAAAUCCUGCAGUGCCAGAUGUGUCCCCCUGCUUAAGCCAGUACAUGUCCAGGCCCGUCUGAAGUUUGCUAGAGUGCAUUUGGAUGAUCCAGAAGAGGAUUGGGAGAAUGUCAUAUGGUCAGAUGAAACCAAAAUAGAACUUUUUGGUAAAACUCAACUCGUCGUGUUUGGAGGACAAAGAAUGCUGAGUUGCAUCCAAAGAACACCAUACCUACUGUGAAGCAUGGGGGUGGAAACAUCAUGCUUUGGGGCUGUUUUUCUGCAAAGGGACCAGGUCGACUGAUCCGUGCAAAGGAAAGAAUGAAUGGGGCCAUGUAUCGUGAGAUUUUGAGUGAAAACCUCCUUCCAUCAGCAAGGGCAUUGAAGAUGAAACGUGGCUGGGUCUUUCAGCAUGACAAUGAUCCCAAACACACCGCCCGGGCAACGAAGGAGUGGCUUCGUAAGAAGCAUUUCAAGGUCCUGGAGUGGCCUAGCCAGUCUCCAGAUCUCAACCCCAUAGAAAAUCUUUGGAGGGAGUUGAAAGACCGUGUUGCCCAGCGACAGCCCCAAAACAUCACUGCUCUAGAGGAGAUCUGCAUGGAGGAAUGGGCCAAAAUACCAGCAACAGUGUGUGAAAACCUUGUGAAGACUUACAGAAAACGUUUGACCUGUGUCAUUGCCAACAAAGGGUAUAUAACAAAGUAUUGAGAAACUUUUGUUAUUGACCAAAUACUUAUUUUCCACCAUAAUUUGCUAAUAAAUUCAUUAAAAAUCCUACAAUGUGAUUUUCUGGAUUUCUUUUUCUCAUUUUGUCUGUCAUAGUUGACGUGUACCUAUGAUGAAAAUUACAGGCCUCUCUCAUCUUUUUAAGUGGGAGAACUUGCACAAUUGGUGGCUGACUAAAUACUUUUUUCCCCCACUGUAGCUGCUAGGGAAUGUCAUGUCCAUUGCAGGAGUGGGUGAGUGACUGACUUUCUCCCCUCAUAUCGUUUUUUGGUGGCUAUACACAGCUAGAGAUGCAGGUGUCAUUUGGUUAGCUAGCAAGAACUUGGACGACUGUUAUCUAGUUAGCCAGAGUGAAUUUGUGAAUGCAAGAAAUAUGCUAUCUACUCAGAUUCCAGAGCACUCUCGUCUGAGUGUGCAAGAGCGCAGAACAACUGAUGAAUUUACAAACGCGUAACACCUGCUGAAUAUUACCGGUGUCAGUAAACGUAGACAAAAUAGUAAUAGUUAGUCAAGAACAGUCUAGAUAACAUGUAAACAGCCUAACCAGCUCUGCUAUUGCGAGUAAAAGUGUCAGAGUGAGGUGUUCUCUCAUUUGUGUCUGUAAGUAAGUAGGUAGCUAGCUAGCAAGCAAGCUAGCCAACUUUAGCCAGUUAGCUUAGGUGCUUGGUUGGGAUAAGCAUGCAUUGGCAGGCAAGCUGCAGAAGGACGAGGAGGCUACAAUUCCCCAUCGUCAGAGCAAUUUUGACGGCAAACUAGCUGAAAAGGUUUUAGAGGGUUUAUCUAAUGUUCCUUUGUUAGAUUUUAGCUCAUCUUGCUCUGGCUAGCAUUAGUUGUGAUCUUAUUGUUGUUGAUGUGCAUAACUGAGGGAGAGAGAGCCUACCUUUUCAUGGUUGUUUGCUCAAUAGGACUGUAAAGUUCCCAAAUUUAAGAGGACUCCCGUGGUGUUUACAUAUUUGCAGAAAUCCAUUCAGGUGUCUUUUGUGGCUUAUGGCAAAUGUGUUCUAAUUAUGUAAAGUCACGCGGUUGCAACUGCAUGUAAACACACAGUCCAGUUCAAAGUGAAUGAUGGCAGGCCCGUGUGGCAAAUGGCUUGUUUGUAUAAAGGCCUACUGUAGCUCUGAUUGGCUAUAGCGCACCGGUUGACUCUGGUCCUGGACAAGACAUAUGUUUUUAUUCGGUUUUAUUUACUGCAGUGUCUAUUAAUUGUCCAAACGAACGGCCGCUUUCCCACUCUAUAUUGCUGUAGAAUUUUCACAAAUGCCUUAGUAUAUGUAAUUCCCUAACAUUCUAAGAAUUUAUGAAAACGUGAAAAUUACCAUAUCUAAGCGGUCGCUUGUCAGAAAAUGUUUUUAAGUGUAAUUCUUCCUGGGGGUGUAUAUGAACAGAUUUUAAUAAGAUGUCAUGUUGCUAAAAUGCUGUCAGUUCCACUUUAAAUGCGACAAUGUGUCACACACAAGUUAUUUUCAAAGAGAUGGCUAACAACAGCAAGCGCGCUGCAAUAAAAAACACAGUUCCACUCACCAGAUGAUGAUAAUUUGAAACGUAACUUCUUGUUGAAAGUUAUUCUUGAAAAGGGAGAAGCUAACAAAUUAGCAACAACAUCCUCUUUGAUAACACCUGCUGCAGCCGCUGCAAACUAGCCAACAACAAAAGCUAGCUAGCUAGACCGUGGGAAAACUACUGCUCGCUAUUGCGCAGUGACCUGUUGGCUUUCAAGAAGGCAGAAGUUUCCAUACGUUUUUGUAAAAACAGUCCCACCCAUUAAGUCAAAAUGUGAGUGGUUGAUUCCACUGUCAUUCAAAAAUUUUGCACUAAUACAGUUGAAUGACAGAUGCCUUUAUCUAGUGUCUGAUGGCUUAGCCAAUGGCUGACUUAGCCAGCUAGAUUUAUCUCCCCAUAGACAGCAAAGAAAAUUCCUGAUUGAAUUUUUUUUUUCUCUUCCGUGUUAACCCUUUCUUUUCCAACAAAAACUGACGAGAUUAAAUCAGAACAUCAUUGAAAAUAAUAAUAUAAUUAUUAUUAUGUUAUUAUAAUCAUUAUUUUAUAAAUCCUUAGCCCUUCUCUGAAGGUGUAGAAGGCCCAUUGUUCCCCACUGUGUUUGGGUUAGUAAUAAUUUGUAGAGUGGCUCUAUUUUCCCUCAGCAUGGAUUAUUUCACUAUUUUCAAUGUCUAAAGAAUGUAUAUGUUGUUCUGAAAUAUGAAUACAGAAAUACUGGACAUUUUGAACUCUUAUGGUGGUGAUUUUACAAAAUUACAAUCAUGGUCUUGAAUUGGACUCGCAUUUUUCUGGUCUUGAAUCCAUCUCACAACACUGCCAGAGUGAAAGAGUCCACGGGUGUGAAAAAGUUGGUUAUGAAUAGAUGGUAUACAGCUACGGAUGGAAGUGACACAGAAAUCAACAUUUUCUCGGCAUGCGGUUUUGUGCUUUUCGUAGCUAGAGAGUUAGGUUUGUUAGCUAGCUAGUCCCUAGGCGAUGACAGUAAAUGUACUUUGAACUAACUUUUACCCAUUCAUCUGUGAAGACAGCUAACUAGUGUUCAUAUGGAUGUCACCGUGACAUGUCAAUUAACUAAUGUUACUGCCCUCAGUUAGCGCGACGACAAGGCAAGCCGGUGUGAAUGCUUUCCACUUGGCAGCUGUAUUACGGUGUUGCCGGCGGUAGCUUGUAACGUGGCCAAUUUUUUUCCCUCCCAGGAUUAUAUUUCAAGUAGGAUGGCAGCCUACACGAGAAAUAACUAAUAUUUGUAACCACAGUGAUACAGUCUACUCAAUGGGGAGAGCAUGAAUGGCAACAAGUGGUGCGCGGGAAAGCUGUUGGUUCACCCGCAUCCGCCCGCAAUUGCUAAUAACCCAUCCGCAACCGCCUGACUAUACAGUGGGGGAAAAAAGUAUUUAGUCAGCCAACAAUUGUGCAAGUUCUCCCACUUAAAAAGAUGAGAGGCCUGUCAUUUUCAUCAUAGGUACACGUCAACUAUGACAGACAAAUUGAGGAAAAAAAUCCAGAAAAUCACAUUGUAGGAUUUUUAAUGAAUUUAUUUGCAAAUUAUGGUGGAAAAUAAGUAUUUGGUCACCUACAAACAAGCAAGAUUUCUGGCUCUCACAGACCUGUAACUUCUUCUUUAAGAGGCUCCUCUGUCCUCCACUCGUUAUCUGUAUUAAUGGCACCUGUUUGAACUUGUUAUCAGUAUAAAAGACACCUGUCCACAACCUCAAACAGUCACACUCCAAACUCCACUAUGGCCAAGACCAAAGAGCUGUCAAAGGACACCAGAAACAAAAUUGUAGACCUGCACCAGGCUGGGAAGACUGAAUCUGCAAUAGGUAAGCAGCUUGGUUUGAAGAAAUCAACUGUGGGAGCAAUUAUUAGGAAAUGGAAGACAUACAAGACCACUGAUAAUCUCCCUCGAUCUGGGGCUCCACGCAAGAUCUCACCCCGUGGGGUCAAAAUGAUCACAAGAACGGUGAGCAAAAAUCCCAGAACCACACGGGGGCACCUAGUGAAUGACCUGCAGAGAUCUGGGACCAAAGUAACAAAGCCUACCAUCAGUAACACACUACGCCGCCAGGGACUCAAAUCCUGCAGUGCGAGACGUUUCCCCCUGCUUAAGCCAGUACAUGUCCAGGCCCGUCUGAAGUUUGCUAGAGUGCAUUUGGAUGAUCCAGAAGAGGAUUGGGAGAAUGUCAUAUGAAACCAAAAUAUAACUUUUUGGUAAAAACUCAACUCGUCGUGUUUGGAGGACAAAGAAUGCUGAGUUGCAUCCAAAGAACACCAUACCUACUGUGAAGCAUGGGGGUGGAAACAUCAUGCUUUGGGGCUGUUUUUCUGCAAAGGGACCAGGACGACUGAUCCGUGUGAAGGAAAGAAUGAAUGGGGCCAUGUAUCGUGAGAUUUUGAGUGAAAACCUCCUUCCAUCAGCAAGGGCAUUGAAGAUGAAACGUGGCUGGGUCUUUCAGCAUGACAAUGAUCCCAAACACACCGCCCGGGCAACGAAGGAGUGGCUUCGUAAGAAGCAUUUCAAGGUCCUGGAGUGGCCUAGCCAGUCUCCAGAUCUCAACCCCAUAGAAAAUCUUUGGAGGGAGUUGAAAGUCCGUGUUGCCCAGCGACAGCCCCAAAACAUCACUGCUCUAGAGGAGAUCUGCAUGGAGGAAUGGGCCAAAAUACCAGCAACAGUGUGUGAAAACCUUGUGAAGACUUACAGAAAACGUUUGACCUGUGUCAUUGCCAACAAAGGGUAUAUAACAAAGUAUUGAGAAACUUUUGUUAUUGACCAAAUACUUAUUUUCCACCAUAAUUUGCAAAUAAAUUCAUUAAAAAUCCUACAAUGUGAUUUUCUGGAAUUUUUUUCCUCAUUUUGUCUGUCAUAGUUGACGUGUACCUAUGAUGAAAAUUACAGGCCUCUCUCAUCUUUUUAAGUGGGAGAACUUGCACAAUUGGUGGCUGACUAAAUACUUUUUUUCCCCACUGUAUGUGAUAAAGUGAAAAUCUGACGCCCGCACCCAACCCUAACCCGCUAAUAUAGAAAAUGCACUGUAGACUACAGUCAGAGACGGCGUAAAGAUUUUGACAGGGGGUGCAGGAUUUUUUUGGGCAUAAUUUUAGAUAUGUUUCUGCUUAUAGUUUCUGACAUUUUGGUAGGCUAUUUGUUAGUCAACUUGUCUAUAAUUAGAUACAUGCAGCUUCUCUUCUGUCAUUAAAUGUUGCACUAGAAGACUCAAUAAACCCUUGCUCAACAGAAUGUCAUAAAUCGAUAGAAUGAAUGCUUCAAUCUAGUUGACAUCUGUAAAGUUUUCUGUUAUCUCUUCUUCCUUCACGGAGCAAAGACAUUUAGGGACUGUGGAGAAAUUGCAAUAAAAAAAAUUUUUAAUGGGAAAGUUUCAAAUUACAUCAGUUUGACCGGUUGUAAGGAAAUCGAAAGCUGUGAAAACGAACCAACAUGUUUCAAAUAAGAUUUCAGGUCGGCUUGGAUGCAUAUUUUAUGUGGUUGAUCAUUUAUGAUACUGAUAAAGAUGGCACCUGUAAAGACGGUAUCUCAUGUGCAUUCUCUCAAGAUGCUGAAAUAAAUAAAUAAAUAAAUAAUAUUCAAAUUUUUGCCUACAUUUGGUGUAUCAUUUUACUGCAAGAAAUGCUUAAUUCUGCAGGAGUUAAUAUUAAGGCUAUGUGAGAGGUUAUAGACCUACAGUCAGUGUCCAGAUUGCAGUUUCCAUUUAACCCAUCUGAACACAGGCAGGACACCCUUGAUACAAGUCAGUAUUCAACAUCCUGAACAGUAGGCUACAGUUCCCUUUAUGUGCCAUAAGCCUAUUUGAAGUCCCAAUCUUGUGACUGUCGAAUUUGUAAAGAUCCUCACAAUCAUCAACCUCUUUUAACAGUUUACUUUUCUGGCCUUCCCUUCUCUUUAUUUUAAACUCUCCAUUUCACAGCCUUUUUUUCUUAUUGAAUUAAACUUAUUAACACCACAGAUACAUUGUCCUUUUUGGCUCCGUGGAUUACGUAAACUUUUUCUGCCCGUUCCUAAAAGCGAUUGGCAUGUAGGCUAUUUGGCGCUCGUAGGCUACAGUUAGGCCCUAAAGCUUAGGCUUAUAGCCUAAAAGAAUGAAAGAAAAACCUAAAUGUUACCUAUUUUUUUAAGGUAUUGUUUUCUCUUUAUUCAACCCACCCGCCGCCCGCCAUCCACCCGCUCGCCGACAGCUUGCCACCCACCCGCUCGCCACCAACCCGCUCGCCACUCACCCGCAAUAUAAGGGGGUGACCGUCACAGCAAGCACACUCAUGCAACGCAUACAAGCAACAUUACACUCAUCAUUAGUACUUUCAUCAAAAAUAAACAAUUGUCAGUUUUAUUAACUUAAACUGUACAAUUAUUUCCCUUCCUCCUUCACGGUCUCCCUUUCUCUCUCUUUCUCCUUCUCCAUUUCUCCUCUCUCUCCAUAUGUCCCUCAGGACGAUCCUUCUGAGUGUCAUCUCUCUGCUCAACGAGCCUAACACAUCUUCCCCGGCCAACGUGGACGCCUCCGUCAUGUACCGAAAGUGGAGGGACAGCAAGGGCAAAGACAGAGAGUUCGCAGAGAUCAUCAGGUGGGCACACACACAAUCACACACACACACACACAGAAUGUGGCCAGGCACAGAGGGCAACGAGAUCAUCAGGUAGGCGGACACAUAUCAAGGGUGAGAACAGAGAGUACAUUCAAACCAUCAGGUACACCCUGUACCACUUCCACAGCUAACCCUAUAUGUCUCUUCGCUGUCUCUCUUAACAGGAAACAGGUCCACGCCACCAAAGCGGAUGCUGAGCGGGAUGGUGUGAAGGUGCCAACCACCCUGGCAGAGUACUGCGUCCGCACCCGCGCCCCACCCCCCGACGAGGGCUCCAACCUCUUCUACGACGAUUACUAUGAAGAUGAGGACCUGGAGGACGAAGACGAGGAAGAUGGCGAGGACUGCUGCUACGACGAAGAUGACUCGGGAACCGAGGAGUCCUGA
Molecule: messenger RNA, 35342 nt
Organism: Coregonus sp. 'balchen'
Lineage: Eukaryota; Metazoa; Chordata; Actinopteri; Salmoniformes; Salmonidae
Source: the annotation of a GenBank genome assembly